UGCAGCUCCAGCUUCACGGCUCGGUACCGAGAGAAGGGUAGUCGGUGCGGGUGGGAGAUGGACUGAGUUAGGGCGCUCUUCCGACUAGCGAAGCUGAGUGCGUUGAAAUACACACAGCUCGGCUGAAAUCAUUGGCGAUUGCUGGUGACUGAAACCACACGAAAACAUAGUACCUUUGCCAAUCUUUCACAUCCCACUCCAAACACACUAACACGGCAUUGAUGGUAAUGUAUGCAGGGAAACAACCGAGACUCGGCGAUGGGUGCGACCGAAGAGAUUCCCAGCCCUAUCAGACUCUCAAAUACCCAUCCAAGCGCCAUCCAGGGGGGGACCACCGCCAUGAGAAGAUGCGAGACACCGCCGACAUCACUCCCCCCUGCAAAAUGCUCAGGCGCUCAGACAGCCCUGAAAACAAACACAUCGACACCACUGGCCACAGCAGAGCGAAGGCUGUCCACACGCACCGCGGCAGAGACCGGGAUGGAGGGACCAGUUUUUCUCCACAAGAAAACAACCACAGCUCUCUGCACAACUCCAACCAUUCUAAUCCCAGCAAGACAUCAGACACACCUUAUGAGCCCGGGGAUGACUGGUCCGAACACAUCAGCUCCUCUGGGAAGAAGUACUACUACAACUGCAGGACAGAGGUGUCCCAGUGGGAGAAGCCCAAAGACUGGCUGGAGAGAGAGCAGAGGCAAAAAGAGCCCUCGAAGACUACGGUUGUCAAUACUUUCCCCAAAGACAGGGACUACAGGCGGGAGGCCAUGCAGGCCUCGGCGGCCACUGGUUUUACUGGUGCUAAGUCGAGCCAUGCGGAGAAGCCCGCGACGGCCCCCUCCGGCCAGUCAUCGUCGGGGUCCGGGGCCCUGAACUCGUCUUCGUCGUCGUCGUCCGGGCCCCCUGGCUCUUCGGCGUCUACCACGGUGCCCGUGUCCCCGGUGCUCCAGUCCCCCACCACCACGCUGCUCCAGGACCCCAGCCUGCUCCGCCAGCUCCUCCCCGCACUUCAGACGGCGCUGCAGCUCAACAACGCCAGCGUGGACAUGGCCAAAAUCAACGAAGUUCUCACCGCUGCGGUCACUCAAGCAUCUUUACAGUCAAUGCUCCACAAGAUCCUCACCGCAGGCCCCUCUGCGUUCAACAUCACUACUCUCCUCUCACAAGCUGCUCAGCUCUCCAGCCAAGGUGAGGCCUCAAACCCAACAUCAAACCAAACCCAUGCUCUAUGUUGCACUGCAUUAGAUGCAAACUAACAAGCCCAGUGUUUCUAGCAUCAGUGAUGAGCUGUGUGUGUGGUUGAGGUUGACUAUGUUGAUGUGCACAACACAUGCACCUUGCUGAUGUGGACCGGUGCGACGCUGAUGUGCUCGUUGCUGGCGUGGUCACCGCCGAUGUGCGUGAGCACGGUUGUUGUUUUUUGUGAUCAAUGAUUCAAGUAGGGCUCUGGUACUUGGCAACAAAUGUUCUCAUAUAAUGGUACCACAAUAUUUCAUUACAAAAAAUGGCAUGCAAGGACACUAAUAUGUUCCAAAUUUCUUUGUAAUGUUAACACAAAUCCAGUGUUUCAUAAUGCUGUUGCUUCUGUUCUACGCUUUCCAUUAUAUCAUGUGUUUUACCUUCUCACUUUUAUGAUUGAAGUUUAAUCUAAAG
Molecule: messenger RNA, 1650 nt
Organism: Gadus macrocephalus (Pacific cod)
Lineage: Eukaryota; Metazoa; Chordata; Actinopteri; Gadiformes; Gadidae
Gene: waca
Product: WW domain containing adaptor with coiled-coil a
Exons: 8
Coding region: 222-1253 (343 amino acids)
Biological process (GO): regulation of autophagy; positive regulation of TORC1 signaling
Cellular component (GO): nucleus
Molecular function (GO): chromatin binding; RNA polymerase II complex binding
Source: RefSeq, a predicted model, not a curated record